This is a messenger RNA of Desarmillaria tabescens, 1498 nucleotides long. RefSeq lists its product as uncharacterized. Lineage: Eukaryota; Fungi; Basidiomycota; Agaricomycetes; Agaricales; Physalacriaceae. The record is from RefSeq and is a predicted model, not a curated record. The transcript has 6 exons. The coding region runs from base 143 to 1279 and encodes 378 amino acids.
AGAUGCCUUGAAUGUUUCCGUCAUGAUGGCUAUGCGCAGGCGAUACAAUCAAAUGUAGGCGCUUCUCCUGGGAAUCAUUUGAGUGAGUGAUACUGUACCCGCUUCCGCUUUACGUCCUUUAUAUAGAAAUCCUAUUGAAUCCAUGCGGAUAUCAGCCCGCCCUUUCUCACUAUAUACAAUGCCUGAACAACACGCCCAUGUCCUUUAUACAAAGCUGCUUCUCUCUCGAGGUCACGGUUACCCCCUACGGAUCCCAGAGCCAGAUUAUAGUCUCUGCUCAGCAUACGUCGAGAGAGGUAUCUGCGUUGGUGACGUUGGGAUUAUCAGAGAUGAUGGAGGAUUCGACUUUAUUUUCAACGCCUUCCUCGAAGCCGACGAUCCUGUUCAUGAAGGCGGCGUCCCUCCCAAUUUUGCUCCCCUACGCAUGGAGUCUCGUAAUCCUGUCCGCACUAUAUAUUGUCAACAUCCAAGAGGCUCAUCUGUGAGAAGUUCUCAUGUCUCUGUCACCUCAGUGGUUCUGGAAGCGUCAGCCGAAGUACCUUCAGUCGCAGGUGGGGGGGUCGGAUUCGAAUUCACGACGUCCAAGGAUCAAGCAGCAGUCCUGAUGCUCCCACAAGGCGGUACACGAUUUGAUGGUAAAAAUUUAUCGUUGAUGAGGAACUACGCCCUUGCACAUGCACACGAGUGGUAUGAAUACGUCAAUAGCCCGGACUAUCUUGGUCGGGAGGCGCCAAACGGUUCUCUUUACUUUGUCACCGGAUGCGACAAGGCAACAGCAUGGGGAUCUGCCGCGAUGUCCCGGCCUUCAGAUACUCGCCAAUUUUCCAUAAAGUUCCUUGUGGGAGGUCUUGCAGAAGGUCGGGUAGCAUUGCGGUCGUCUUGGAGUACCCAGGAAUGGGCCGACACUCGGAUUUACCCCGAUCAAGAUAUCGACAUGAAUGCACCUCUUCCCGUCAGGGAGAAUCAAGGCAUAUUCAUUCGUGGAUUCACCAUCUCUGUGAGAGAGAAGAGUAGGAUAGCCAAGAUCUUACCAGGAUUUGGGCGGCGCGAUGUGCAGCUUGUAGGGACGUCGGAUAUGUCUGGAAGCCUACCUGUUGCUGGGUCCAAGGCACCCUACUCCGAUCACAGACAUGAUUCGCCGCCAGUAUCGGUGCCGGUAUGGGCAGCUAACGGGGAUACGAUUCGCGGGUCUAUUGUAGGAAACGAACUAGUGAGAAUGAUUCCAUCAACCGUGUUUGCUAAUAAUUCGGAUUCAAUUAUCUUCAGAAGCGAUUACUGAUGAGUAUCAUUGAUGCCCACAUGAGAAGUGUUGGUGAACCAUGUUGGCGGCAAUCUGUCUUUAUGAAUAUUCCACUAGCGAGACAAUCGAGCGACGAUGAACUAGACUAUGUCGUUUUACAAUACUUCCCUGAAAGAUCCACUGAGUUACUCAAUCCAUCGGUCAAAUUCAACGAAUACAUCCUUUCUAAGGUUCCCGAAAGCGAUGUUAUUGUCACGC